Molecule: messenger RNA, 3258 nt
Organism: Osmia bicornis bicornis
Lineage: Eukaryota; Metazoa; Arthropoda; Insecta; Hymenoptera; Megachilidae
Exons: 2
Coding region: 1-3258 (1085 amino acids)
Molecular function (GO): zinc ion binding; nucleic acid binding
Source: RefSeq, a predicted model, not a curated record
AUGCCGACGAAUAGUCCAAGUACGAGUGAAGUGAUUCCUGGAGCAUUCAAAAUCGAAUUCUACGAUCCAACCAGAUAUAAAUGGUCCACGUGGCUCCAAAGAUUAGAAGGAGCCUUUACGGUUUUUCAAAUACAAGACGACCAAAGGAAGCUAACGUACCUACUACAAUACAUUGGGAUGGAAAGUUACGCAAAAUUGGUGUGUUUGAUGAACAACACCAACCCUUACGAAUCUACGUACCCACAGGUAUGCAUUAAACUGAAAGCUUUUUUCGAUCCAGAGCCGUUAGAGACGGCUGAGGCUUUCACCUUCCAAAGUUACAAACAAAAGGAAGAGGAAUCUAUUGCGGAUUACGCCGCACAAUUGCAAAAAUUAAGCGUAAAUUGCGGGUUUGGGAAUUUCUUACAAAAUGCAUUACGUAAUCAGUUCGUUUUCGGCUUACGCGAUUCGAAUGUUCAAAUGAGGUUGCUAGAAACACAACGGUUGACCUUCGAGAAAGCAGUAAACAUAGCGCAAACAAUGGAGUUAGCUGGGCUCAGCACCACCCGAAUUCGCGAUUUACCAACAGCCCAAAUUGAACAUAUACGUACGUCAACAAACCGAACGAAACAUGCUAACGAUACAAAUACUCAAAGGUCGAAUCGACCUAACGCACCACGCAGGAGCGUACAACGAAAAGGGAAGGGCCCACCGCAGGAAAACACACGGAACUUACCUGUCAAAUGUUUUCGCUGCGGAAGGGAACACCUCGUUACAGCAUGUACAUUGGAUCGCAAUAUCACAUGCAACGGUUGCGGCAAGCGAGGACACCUACAGAAAGUCUGCUUUGGCGCUCCAAAACAGACGAAUACAGUAGAGACAAUAUUGAUCCUGCACAACGUUCAUACAGUCUUGGGACGAGAGAAAUUGACAGCCGAAUUACAAGUGGACGGAAGAAGAAUCACAUUCGAGGUGGACAGCGGCGCUGCGGUCUCCUUGAUAAGUGCGAGCCAAGCGAAAAGACUUUUCCCUAAGUAUAGGUUGUACAAUACAGAUCUAAAAUUGAGGUCGUUUUGCAAAAACGAUAUUAAGGUAAAAGGGUUCAUUAAGGUAAAUGUCAGUUAUAAUAAUAUCUCAGGUAAAUUAAACUUGUAUAUUGUCGAUACGGAAUGCACUCCGCUAUUACGUCGCGAGUGGAUGCACAAAUUAUUAGAUACUAAUACAUUGCAAUCGCUUACGUUCAAGGGCCCAGAAGAACACCAAAUACAUACGAUUGUUCCAAACGAACAAUCGGUCUCGGCGUUGCUAGACAAAUACGAGUCAAUUACAAAACAGGUCGAAGAACCUAUUAAGGGGUUCUACGCAAAACUCAAUUUGAGAACCGAUGCCAAACCGGUCUUUCUAAAACAUCGCAAAUUACCUUUUAAAUUACAGGAGGCUGUGGAAAACGAAAUUGGAAAAUUAGUUAAAAGAGAAGUUCUAAUUCCAGUCCCUUCUUCGGAGUGGGCUACACCCAUUGUACCGGUUAUUAAAAAAAAUGGAGAAGUCCGUAUUUGCGGAGAUUACAGCGUCACACUAAAUAAAAAUAUUGUAAUAGAUCAGCGUCCACUCCCGACAUUCGAUGAGCUGGUGUCAAGUAUGUCAGGUAUGAAAUAUUUUUCAAAAAUCGACUUAAGGAAAGCAUAUUUGCAGCUACAAGUGGUGCCGGAGGACCAGCACUUACUUACGAUUUCGACUCAUUGCGGACUAUACAAAGUGACGCGCUUAAUGUACGGCAUUGCGUCUGCCCCAGCGAUUUGGCAACGUACGAUCGAGACUAUCUUGCAGGGAAUCGAGAAUCUGUCGGUAUUCUUGGAUGAUAUCAAAAUUGCAAGUAAGACUAAGGAAAAACACGUGAGUAAACUUGAGGAAGUUUUCAAAAGACUGCAUGAUGCAAACGUUAAAAUCAAUCUAGAAAAAUGCGAAUUUUUCAAAUCUCACAUACAGUACUGCGGUUACAUUAUUGAUGCGAACGGAAUACAUAAAGAUCCCGCCAAGAUAUACGCGAUCGCAAGAAUGCCGAAACCAAGAAACGUUUCAGAAGUACGGGCUUUCGUAGGUUUUGUUAAUUAUUACGGACGCUUCAUAAAAAACUUGAGUACGAUUCUGUAUCCGCUAAAUAACUUACUGAAGAAAACUGUACAAUUCCGUUGGACAAAGGACUGUGAUCAGGCGUUUACACGAGCAAUUCAAGAGUUUAGAGACAAUAAAAUCUUAGCGCACUACGAUUCAACAUUACCUCUCGUGCUGGCAACAGAUGCAAGCCAGUACGGGGUGGGAGCAGUAUUGUCACAUAAACUACCGGACGGCACAGAAAAAAUUAUUCAGUGUGCCUCGCAAACGUUUAGUGACACGCAGCGUAAAUAUGCCCAAAUAGAUAAGGAGGCAUACGCGAUAAUUUACGGAAUUAAAAAAUUUCACCAGUAUUUAUACGGCACGAAAUUCACCUUGGUGACUGAUCACCGUCCUUUGACUCAAAUCUUGGCACCCAGCAAAAGCUUACCGACGUUUACGACACUGCGUAUGCAGCACUACGCGCUGUUUUUAAGAGCUUAUAAUUACGAAAUACAGUACAGGAGAUCUGAAGAUCAUGCGAAUGCGGAUGGACUAUCCAGGUUGCCAUUAUAUGAAAAAUCCUGCGAAUACGACGUUAUAGAUAUGCUACACAUACAUACGGUACAUACAUUGCCAGUUACAACUAAAGAAAUUGCUGCAAGUACACAAAAAGAUGCUACUCUAUGCGAAUUACGAGACAUGGUUGAAUCAGGUACGUCGAAUAAGAAAUUCGAAAAUAUAAAUAUUCAAGAAUUUUCAAUACAUGAUAACAUUCUACUACGCAAUGAUAGAGUAGUUAUUCCUCAGCAACUACGAGCUAGAGUCUUAAAAGAAUUGCACUCCGGGCAUUUUGGCGCGGCUAAAAUGAAAAGUUUAGCAAGGAAAUUAAUGUGGUGGCAACAUAUGGAUAGGGAUAUCGAGGACUGUGCGAAAUCAUGUACAGUAUGCAGUAUGCAUAAGAACAACCCGCCAAAAAUCUCAACUCACAUUUGGGAAGAACCUGCGGAACCAUUCGAAAGGGUACAUGCGGAUUUCGCAGGUCCCUUCCUAGGGAAAAAUUUUCUAAUCCUAGUGGACGCAUUUUCGAAAUAUCCAAUUGUUAAGAUCAUAGAUAAUCUAACCACAUGCAGCACGAUUAAGACAACAGCAGAACUUUUAUUGCAAACGAAUUUGAACAGUUUUUAA